Trichophyton benhamiae CBS 112371 is the source of this 2124-nucleotide messenger RNA. RefSeq lists its product as uncharacterized. Gene Ontology annotation, biological process: glutamyl-tRNA aminoacylation; translation. The record is from RefSeq and is a predicted model, not a curated record. The transcript is spliced from 2 exons. The coding region runs from base 1 to 2124 and encodes 707 amino acids. Gene Ontology annotation, cellular component: cytosol; methionyl glutamyl tRNA synthetase complex; cytoplasm. Gene Ontology annotation, molecular function: ATP binding; glutamate-tRNA ligase activity. Lineage: Eukaryota; Fungi; Ascomycota; Eurotiomycetes; Onygenales; Arthrodermataceae.
AUGGUGUCUCUCACUGCCGCCUGCAAGGCAAAUCAUGCCCUUGUACUGCCUGGCCUGCUUGCCGCUGGGUAUGCUAACCAGGGAGAUGGCGGAGUUCCAGUUUCAAUCGCCUAUGAAGAGGACGUAGAGUUCGUCGGCCCAAACAAAGAGCCCCUCAAACUAAUCACGGGAGAUGGAGAACUUCUCUAUAGCGAUUCCAUCAUUCACCAUCUAAGGGAUAAUUUCUCUUCUCUCCAAGUUGGCCAUAAGGACCAGGUAUCUGAAUGGAUUGCAAGAUCUCUGGAUCUGACGGCUUUAGACUUCAAAGCCAUCGAACAGCCUCUGGAUGAACUAGAAAGCCACCUUACUCUUCGUUCAUUCAUUGUCGGGUAUUCUCUUACCCUGGCUGAUAUCAUCGUAUGGGGAAGCAUACGUGGAAAUAAAGUAUCAUUCUCGACCAUCAAAAAACGUGGGGGGAACAUACUUCGAUGGUUUUCCCUUAUUGAAACUGAGAACCCCUGGAUACAUCGGAUUGUACUUGAUCUGGAAGCUCCCUUCCGAAAGAAACGAGCGGCUGGUAGUGCUGCAGGAGCAAGUUACGAAAUCGGCCUGAAUACUGAGAAUAUCGUCACCAGAUUCCCACCGGAACCCUCUGGUUAUCUUCAUAUUGGACAUGCAAAGGCUGCUUUGCUCAAUGACUACUUUGCCCAUAAACAGCCGGGUGGGACAAUGAUAUGCCGCUUUGAUGACACGAAUCCAUCGAAAGAAAACGCCGAGUUCCAAGAUUCUAUCCUUCACGAUCUUGAGCUACUUGGGAUCACACCAGAUAAAGUCACAUAUUCCAGCGACUAUUUUGAUGUCAUGUUUGAUCUUUGUACAAAAUUGAUCUCCAAUGGCAAGGCAUAUGCUGACAAUACCGACAAGGAGACUAUGGGCCAUCAGAGACGACAUGGGAUAGCAAGCAAGUGCCGGGACCUUUCCGUAGAUGAAAGCCUUUUCCAUCUAUUGCAAAUGAAAUCCGGCUCACCAGAGGGACAAGGCUGGUGUAUUCGAGCGAAGAUAUCAGUGGAUGACCUCAAUAAAGCAAUGCGAGACCCAGUUAUAUACCGCUGCAAUCCUCAACCACAUCAUAGGACUGGCGAUAAAUGGAAGGUAUAUCCUACAUAUGACUUCUGUGCACCUGUCCUUGACUCUAUCGAGGGUAUAACGUACGCUCUUCGGACCAACGAAUACCGGGAUAGGAACGCGCAAUAUUCUUGGAUACAGCAGGCUUUAGGGCUUCGUGAAGUUACAAUUUGGGAUUUCUCUCGAAUGAACUUUGUACAAACUGUUCUCUCGAAGAGAAAGCUGGCGCUCUUGGUCGAGAAGCAGGUUGUCUGGGGUUGGGAUGACCCGAGAAUGCCAACCAUCCGCGGCAUUAGAAGGAGGGGAAUGACAAUCCCGGCUCUCCGUGAGUUCAUUUUGAAGCAAGGUCCAAGCAGAAAUAUUAUCAACCUUGACUGGACGUCAAUAUGGGCCAUCAAUAAGAAAUUCAUCGAUCCUAUUGCUUCUCGCUACACUGCCAUUAUGAGUAAAAAUAUGGUUUAUACUCAAGUAAAUGGAGUUGGAGAUUCUCCCCUCGUCAAGCAGAAACAAAAGCAUCCAAAGUCUCCUGAGUUGGGGUUGAGAGAUGUUGUAUACAGCAGCAAAAUCUUCCUUGACCAGGAUGAUGCAUUGUCGUUUCUUCCCAAUGAGGAGAUUACCUUGAUGGGAUGGGGAAAUGCUAUUGUCCGUGAUAUUAUCAGAGAUCCCAAAACGCAGAUUAUCACCAGUCUUAAGCUUGACAUUCAUCUGGAAGGGGAUUUCAAGAAAACAGAUAAGAAGAUAACCUGGCUCUCUCAGGACCAAGGUCUUAUCCCCGCUGAGCUGGUUGAAUUUGACCAUCUUAUUACAAAGGACAAGUUGGAGAAGGAAGAUGAUAUCAUGUCCUAUGUCAACUGGAAAUCUGAAGUCCGUUCACAUGCUUGGAUUGAUGCUGCAGCAGGGGAACUUCGAGCCAAUGACACAAUCCAACUCGAGCGUAAGGGGUAUUAUCGAGUUGAUCAGGAACAUUCUGAUGGGAAACCGCUUCUUCUUUUCUCUAUUCCCACUGGCAAGCUUGCUUAA